UAAAACAUAAAUUACCUCCUAUCCCUACUCUUUUUAAAUUUACAAAAAAUCCCUUAUUUUUAAUAAGUUUCUGAUACAUAAUAAAACACUUAGAUACAUUAUACUGUAUUCCAUUUUAUCCGUUUGUUGAGUAAUUUUGGGGAUCCGUUUGUUGAGUAAUUAGGGGGAUUAAAAACAGAAAUUUGAAUUAAUGCCUACUUUUUAUGUGCCACGGUUAUUAUUCCUUUAAAUAAAGGCAUUAACUUGUUUUUUAAAAGCAGUUAUAUUCCCUUAAAAUUUGUCAUUAGUCAUCUUCUCUUCUUUUAUGCAGUAACGAAAUUUUUAAUUUUGAUUAGUGAUCUUCCAUUUUUUUUGGCAGAAACCAUAUUCAAAUUUUCGUUGAAGGUAAUUUUGUAUCCGGUUUCGUAAUGAAUAUUACGAUAUUGCUAAGGCAUUCAGGAAUAUGGGAGAGUGAGGUUAAAUACAAUCAGUACAAAAGUGAUGGGAUAGUGGUUGGAGAAAAUAUUUCAUAUAUGAAUCUAAUCUCAGCAAUUGCUACUGAAUUAAAUAUUGAUGAAUUGAAAAAAAAUAUUAUUAUCCGAUAUAUUGUAGAGGGCAAUUCUUCUCCGAUGAUAAUUAGGAAUGAUAUGGGUGUGAAGCUGUUUAUAGAAAUAAAGAAGCAAGAGGUUGGAUUCAGUAUGUAUCCGCUUUGCAUCGAUACAAAUGAUAAAAGUACAGAGGAGUUACAAAUUUUUGAUUCAAGCAGUGGUGCAAUUAUGUGUAUUGAAGGUGGACAAAGAGACGCUAAUGCUCUAAACGUUGUUGAAUCAAACAUUGGUGAUUCUUGUUACAUACCCGAGAUGGAGAAAGAAAAUUAUAUAUCGGAUACAAAUAUAUCAAAUGUGGAGACGAAACAAUUGUACAAGGAUAAAGCAACUCUUGUGGCUGUAAUGAUGAAAUACAAAAUUAAAACUAGCUUCAAUUUUAGAGUCAAACGGUCAGAUACAAAAAGCUAUGUUUUAGAGUGUUAUUCGGAGAAUUGUUGUUGGAAAUUAAAGGCGUCUGUUAGGAAAAACACUGAUAUAUUCAAAGUAAGAUACUUCAACAGUGAGCAUACAUGUCCAUUAAGGGAUAGGGUAUUAAGUAAAGUACAAGCUACUGUUGGAUUUAUUGGUGCUUUUACAGCUCCAAAAUUGGUAAAUCAUAAGCGAAAACAUACUCCAAAUGAUAUAAUUGAUGAUGUUAGGGAAAUGUAUGGUGUUGAGAUUUCUUACCAGCAAGCAUGGCGUGCUAAAGAACGUGCACUAGAGUUGAUAAGGGGCAAUCCUGCAGAUGCAUAUAAAAAUAUGCCAAGAUACAUACAUAUGUUGGGAACGGUGUAUCCAAAUUCUUAUAUACGGAUGCACAAAUCAGAAAAAAAUGAAUUUAUGUAUCUAUUCAUUGCUUUAAGGCCUUUGAUGAGAGGGUUUGAGUUCUGUAGGCCUGUUGUUGUUGUUGAUGGUUCACAUCUUAGUGGAGCUUACAAAGGGACGUUUGUAUCCGCAAGUACUCUUGAUGGGGCAGGUUGCAUAUUACCAUUAGCUUACGGGAUCGUCGAUACGGAAAAUGAUUGUUCAUGGACAUGGUUCUUCACACAGUUCAAAAAUGCAUUUGGUGAGAGAGAAAAAAUGUGUGUUGUUUCUGAUAGAAACGAAAGCAUAAUUAAGAGUGUUAGUAUAGUUUAUCCAAAUGUUCCACAUUUUGCAUGCAUAUGGCACUUGUGGAAAAAUGUUUGUACAUACUACAAGAGAAGUAAAAACACUCUAAGUGAUCUGUUUUAUUCGAUGGCUAAGGCUUAUCGGAAAAAGGAUUUUGAAAAAUUGAUGGCUAAAGUGGAAAAAGUAGAUGGCAGAGUUAAAAAGUAUCUUGAAGAGGCUGGCUAUGAAAGGUGGUCUAGAUCUCAUGCAACCGUGAAUAGGGGUAGAAUGAUGACAUCUAACAUUGCGGAAUGUAUCAAUGGUUGUCUUGUUGAUGCACGGCAAUUACCUGUUUUGGACUUUUUGGAAGAAGCCAGAAUUCUAUUUGGUUCUUGGAACUGCAAAAAUAGAGAAAUAGCAUCUUAUACAAAGAAAACAUUAGGGAGGAAAUUUGAAGAGAUAUUGAUUAUAAAUGCGUCCAAAUGUUCGAAAAUGAAGGUUGUUGCAUCUUCAGAAUUCAUUUUUUCAGUUUAUGAAGGUGGUAUAAGAUACAUCGUUUGCCUUGAGAGAAAGAAAUGUUCUUGUGGUAGAUUUCAGCAUGAUGAAAUACCUUGUGCGCAUGCAAUGGCUGUUCUGAAGAAGAAGAAUAUCAAAGAUGUACACCCAUACUGUUCUGAUUACUAUAAACCUGAUGCAUUAGCAAACACCUAUGCAGUUCCAAUGGAACCAAUGCCGGACAAAAGUGAUUGGAUAGUUCCGGAAAGUGUUUUGGAAGAAGUUGUAUUGCCACCAAGAUACAAAAAAAUGCCUGGUAGACCAAGAAAAAAAAGAAAGAAAAAUGCAGAUGAAAAGCUAAGCGGAAACACAAAUUGUUGUGGACGAUGUGGACAAGAAGGUCACAAUAGAAGAACAUGUACUUUCUUUCCAAAAGAUUCAUAAUGAUUAUGAUUUGAGUUCCUUAAAUAAAUGUAAUAGUGUAGCAUUUGGUUCCACUGUUAC
This is a messenger RNA of Solanum pennellii, 2654 nucleotides long. RefSeq lists its product as uncharacterized. The transcript is spliced from 4 exons. The record is from RefSeq and is a predicted model, not a curated record. Gene Ontology annotation, molecular function: zinc ion binding; nucleic acid binding. Lineage: Eukaryota; Viridiplantae; Streptophyta; Magnoliopsida; Solanales; Solanaceae. Bases 408 to 2594 code for a protein of 728 amino acids.